AUGGAGAGCUCUCUAGAAAAAACACCCAGGGAACCCUCAGCGGAGGACAGAACGACAAAGAAAGCUAGAUUCCGAGAUGACGAUGAUCAGACCAUUCCCGCUCCGGUCAUGUCAUUUAGAGAUAAAGUGGUUCAAUCAGAUAGGGAGAGGGAGGAGACGUUAUCUGGGAAUUUUGAGGAUUUCGCUGUUAAUCAUGAUGAUGUUAUUAUUUAUAAUAAUAAAAGUAUGCCUUCAAUCGCUUUCUCCUGUAGAGUGAAAGAGGAGUUAUCGAAACAGUGGAUGACUACUGUUAUUGUGAAAUUGCUUGGAAGACCUAUCGGAUAUAGGAAUCUAUGCAAUCGUUUAGAAAUGAUGUGGAAUUUUACUCAAGGGUUUGAUGUGAUUGACCUUGAGAAUAAUUAUUUCUUAGUUCGUCUGAAGAAUGGUAGUGAUGUAGAGGCAGUUCUCACUCGUGGACCGUGGGUUAUGCUAGGGCAUUACUUAUCGGUUCAGUCUUGGAGUCCGAAUUUUGACUGUAUUACUGAUGAUAUCAAGGUGAUUCAAGCAUGGAUUAGACUACCAGGGAUGCCAAUCCACUACUACAAUAAGAAAGUCCUUCGUUAUAUUGGAGGGAUGGUAGGUAAAGUUCUAAGGAUCGAUUAUUGUACGGAAGCAGCGGAGAGGGGAAAAUUUGCUCGAAUUGCGGUGGAAGUAGAUCUGGAAAAGCCUUUGGUAUCACAAUUUAGCCUUGAUGGGAAAGUCCAAUUUGUUGAAUAUGAAUGUCUUCCGAGAAUUUGUUUUCAUUGUGGCAAGUUUGGCCAUGUCAAAGGAUUCUGCCCGGAUAUAAUUGUCCAGAAUCAAGCUGAUCUUGCUAGAGAAGGGGACUAUGUUCAGACUGAUAAGCCAAUUCCGGCGGCUACUGAGGUGGCGGAGGUUAACCCUACCUUUGGUCCAUGGAUGAUGGUGAGUAGAAAAGGUAGGUCAACCAACGGGAAUGGUAAAAAUAAUAGUUACCAUGCUGGCAAUUCUAGUAGACCGGUGAUUCAGAGGGGAUCUAGAUUUGAUAUCUUAGAUAAUGCUAAUGAUGAGUGCCUGCCAGAUGAUGAGUGCCUGCCAGAUUCUGAGAGGAUCCCGCAAUCUGUGGAGGAGGUUAUCGUACCAAAUAGGAAGAUUUCUACGUUGACUAAGAAGGCAAUAGAUAGCAUGAGUCAUGCGCACAAAGACCAUUAUACCCCGAAAGAAGUCCAAGCGUUAAAGAGUAAGACUACUGAGAAUUCUCGAUCGGAUAGCCCAGCCCAAGAGGCCAAAGCCCGUUUUGUUGUGAACAAGGCUAGUACAUUGCUAGACUCCAUGAAACAUACCGUUGUUACAGUUAAUUAUAAUACUGAAAAUCACAACCCCAACAUUCCCUCUACGGUUCUAUCUACUGGGAAGAUGGAUGUGAGUCGUAAUGAAGUUUUGAAUAUUGACGCUGGGCCCCUUGAUUUACAUAAUAGACAUCCUGGAAAACAGUCUAUUGGUAAGAAUAUGGAGGUCACUUUGAACUGUACAGAUGUUGACAUGAAUGCUGAAGACAUGUACACUGAACAUAGCAGUGAUAAUGAGAAUGAAGGGGAGGGAAUGGAGGGGAUUGCGCACAGUCCGUUAUAA
This is a messenger RNA of Mercurialis annua (annual mercury), 1629 nucleotides long. RefSeq lists its product as uncharacterized. Gene Ontology annotation, molecular function: zinc ion binding; nucleic acid binding. The record is from RefSeq and is a predicted model, not a curated record. Lineage: Eukaryota; Viridiplantae; Streptophyta; Magnoliopsida; Malpighiales; Euphorbiaceae. Bases 1 to 1629 code for a protein of 542 amino acids. The transcript has a single exon.